GAAAAUUAGGAGCCGACGAGUGGUACCAAAUGAAUCUGUCACUGGAGUUGCGGAGGCAGCAGACAGGGACGUGGUGAUGAAUAUAAACGAAUAUGAAUAUGUCACCAACGUAGAGGAUAAAAAACUAAAGGAGACUUUCACCGCGAUGCUGUUGAAUUUCAUCUACACGUUGCUUGGGGAAGCCGAAUUCGAGGACGCCCUGAUACAUCUUGUCGACGGUACGCUGCUGCUGAUUUACUCCUUCAACGACAGCAUCGCCCGCCAGCCGGUGUGCGACGAAAUCCCUUACUGCCCUAUGAUCACAAAGGCAAUGCGAGCGUGGGCUAAGGAAUAUACAAACUCUGAUACUAAGGAUACGCUCAUUAUGGUCGCUAUUAAAGGCAUCCACGCAUUCCUCAGCGUAAUUCCUUUGAAUGAUUAAAGUGGAAAAAACAUACUGUUAUACUUUUUGAUUAACAUCAACAAGCAAAUAGGAAUAAUAUUAAAUUCUAAAGAAACCGAUUGGCUCUUCUGAUUGGAAAAUUAAUUCUGGAUGGUUAGCCAAAGGUGAAAAUUCUACAUUAAUUAUUAUUCAUUUUAUUGGACACCAUCGGUGUACAACUAAAGUCAAUUACAAUUUUAUUUAUUAUAACGGAAUGCUUGUGAUAAAGUUAAAGGUUUUUUGACACAGUCUAGUAAAUGGUACAUACUAGAAAGCAAAGAAUCACAAUAAAUACAUUUACAAUUAGCGGUGACUUCGAGAUGAAAACAUUUAUGUGAACAGACGAGGAAAUGAUAGCCAUGAAAAGAAUAUCAAGUUAACAUAGCCCUGUCUUUACAAUUUGUAUUAGUCCAAUCCAAAUUACACAUAGCAGGGGUUUCAAAAAAUUUUGGGUCAAUAGAUUGUCGUUUAACAUUCAUAUUAUUCAAAAACUUCUCAUAGGCAAUUGUAGAGGGAAGAGAGUAUUUAGAUUUAAGGUCAUAUAUUAACAAAAUAAUCAGUCUGAACCAAUUCAUAGACAAAUCUGGAUUUCAUUCUCUUGUCUACGCUGAGGGCUUUUUUAAAGAAUCUAGAUUUAGCACAUUCCAACUUGUUAAGAUCAUUCAGAGAUAAAUGAGACCAAAUUGCUUCUAUACCAUACGAAGCUACAGGAGAAAUUGCCAAGUUAAAUAGCUUUUUUGCAGUGGAAAUAGACGAUUUUGAAAGGUUUUUAAUUUUAGAUGUUGCAAAAAUUGACGCUUUAACUCUCUUAUCCAGAUGAUUUGAAAAGCAAGUUCCAGACGUUUGGAAUGUCACGCCAAGA
Molecule: messenger RNA, 1283 nt
Organism: Cloeon dipterum
Lineage: Eukaryota; Metazoa; Arthropoda; Insecta; Ephemeroptera; Baetidae
Exons: 2
Coding region: 77-421 (114 amino acids)
Source: RefSeq, a predicted model, not a curated record